AAACUGUAUUAUCAGCCAACAUGCGGUCCAAAGCCUGCUGUCUCUCUGAUGGCCUGGGAAUUUGCAUCAACGCACUCCGAUCUCGCUGCUCAUAUGCGCGGGUUGAAUGGGUCCUGGUCCAACCACUUCAUCGUCUACUUCUCUUGGGAGAGGGGUGGGUCUGGCAACACCUCCUUUCUCGCUCAGGCAGCCAAACUGAGCCAAUACAGAGGCUCCACUGACUAAAGUUAUCAGAUGAUCUGAUUAGAUCCUAUCUCGUACAAUUAUCGCGGCCGCCAGGCACCCCUCAAUUUCCCCUCGUUCUCCUCUCAGCCAUUGCCGCCGCCAGCAUUCGUCCUGGCUCUGCUGCAACCGCUUCGCAUCCGGCAGCCAUGAACCGCGCAGAGCCGUGCCGACGAAUGCAGGGUGCUAUGCAAGAUGCACUGCCAAUAUUUUUGCGCGCCCUCUGCAAGACGGGGCUUACCGCGCUCAGCGACGACGACGACGACGACGACCUCAACUGGAGGAAUGACCCAGAGAAAGUGGAGUACAUCCAACAGCUCCUCGACUUGCUUUAUGAGUCCCGGGCGAUCAUCCGCUGUUACAAUGUCGUCCUCGUCCUGAUCGUGUUGGCGCUGGCGGUGUGGCACUGGGCGGAAACACGAAGCGACGAAAGGAAGUGGCGGCGACUGAUGAGGCAGCCACCGGGAGGCGACACCUCUGAUGGAACGGCAUCUACCCCGGCUGGGCUUCUGUCGAGCAUCGCUAUCGCCGGAACCGCAACUCCGCCUCCCGAUGCCAAGGACAAUAUCGACAUCGAGAGGAUUCCCCUGUUGACCCGACACGGCCAGAACCGGACAACAGCGAAGCCGCGGAUGGGAGCCAGAAUCAGUAGGGCGGUGAGGUGUUGGCUUACACGGCAACCGGCUCCCCUACCCGUCAUCAACAGGACUCUGCCCUCCAACGGCACGUCGCUCUUUAUCCUCGCCUGGCUGGCCAUCAACGUCUUCUUCCACCUGUACCACCUCCCGAUGAGGUCCGACUUCUUCUUCAUCUUCGCCGACCGCACCGGCUGCGUCUUCGCCGUCAACCUGCCCCUGCUCUACCUCCUCAGCGCCAAGAACCAGCCGCUACGCCGGCUGACGGGCUACUCCUACGAGGCCCUCAACAUCUUCCACCGCCGCGUCGGCGAGCUGCUCUGCUUCGAGGCCGCCCUGCACUUUGUCAGCAUGCUCCUCUGGCAGUUCCUGCUCGCGCGCGAGUGGCUGAUCGCCUCGCGCUCCGCCUACGUCUACUUCACGCACCCCAUCAUCCUCUGCGGCAUCGGCGCCCUCGUCUGCUACGAGCUCCUCUUCUUCACCUCGCUUGCCUCCUUCCGCCAACGGUGGUACGAGCUCUUCCUCGCCAGCCACGUCCUCCUGCAGGCCCUGGGCCUCGUCCUCCUCUGGUUCCACUACCCGACCGCCCGGCCCUACGCCGCCGCCGCCCUGCUCAUCUUCCUCGCCGACCGUCUCGUCUGGCGCCUCGGCCUCAAGAGCGCCCGCGUCCAGGCGGACCUGCGCCCCCUCGAUGGCGACACGCUGAUCUUGGAGGCCCGCUGGGACAUAUUACCCCCGCCCUCCCCGCCGCGCCGGUCUUGCCGCUGGUGGCGGAGUCCAUCUUUCCUCGCCCGCCAGACGGUGCUCCACGGCUGGCACCCGACCGACCACGUCUUCCUAACCGUCCCUGCCCUGUCGCCCCUGCAGGCGCACCCCUUUACCAUCGCCUCCGCGGCGCCGGGGAGGCCCCACGAGGAGCUGCGCCGGGGGACAAGCACAAAACAAGAACUAGAAGGAGUAGAUGGAGAAGGAGAAGGAUCUCCGGAAGGAGGGCAAACACCAACCGCCUACCCCAUUCCCCCCAUUCCCACCACCGCCGCCGCCGUGACCCCGCGGCCGGCGCGGCUGACGCUCCUGAUCCGCGCCUACGCGGGCUUCACACGGGACCUGCUGCACCUCUCGCGGCAGGCCGGGCGCGUGUCGGCGCGGGUGGACGGGCCGUACGGCUCGCCGCACGCGCUGGGCAUGCUGCGGGCGAGCGGGAGCGCGGUGCUCGUCGCGGGGGGCAGCGGGAUCGCGGUGGCGCUGCCGCUCGUCUGGGCGCUGCUUCCUCCCGGCUCCGGCCCCGGCUCCGGCGGGGGCGGCCAUCGGGACGAGGACAGGGAGGACCGGACGGUGCGCCUGCUCUGGGUGACGCACGCGCGCGAGCAUCGCGAGUGGGUGCUGCCGCGGCGCGGGGAGCUGGACGAGUGCGUCCGGCGGGGGCUGGACCUGGUGAUUCCCGAGCCGACGGCCGAGGCCGGGCGCCCGGACGUGGUCGGCAUGGUCCAAGGGUGGAUCGAGGCCGCCGCCGCCGAGGGGAGGGAGGUCGGCGUGGUCGUGUCCGGGCCGGACGGGCUGAACCGGGCGGUGAGGAACGCGUGUGCGGACGCUAUCGGGAAGGGGAAGAAGGUGCGGGUGGCGGUGGAGAAGUUUGGAUGGUGAUUAAUUAAUAUUACACCGAUUUGAUACAAUAGAGAGGCAUUUGUGUUGGGGGGAGGGAUAUUGAAUAAUUAUUAGACAAGAUCAUAACGGCAUUUUUGGCACAGCACCACGAGCAACGAAUAGAGUAUACGGACAGACAGAAGCGAGCCGACUACGAGCCAUACGAAUCAAUCUU
Thermothelomyces thermophilus ATCC 42464 is the source of this 2676-nucleotide messenger RNA. RefSeq lists its product as uncharacterized. The record is from RefSeq and is a predicted model, not a curated record. Gene Ontology annotation, cellular component: plasma membrane. Gene Ontology annotation, biological process: copper ion import; intracellular iron ion homeostasis; iron ion transport. Gene Ontology annotation, molecular function: ferric-chelate reductase activity. The coding region runs from base 411 to 2501 and encodes 696 amino acids. NCBI's taxonomy places the organism in Eukaryota, Fungi, Ascomycota, Sordariomycetes, Sordariales, Chaetomiaceae. The transcript has a single exon.